AUGGAAUCGCGGACUCUUCUCAUAACCGGGGUUUCCGGCUAUAUUGGAGGCUCAGUUUUGUCUGCCAUCCUCAGGACCAAAGAUACGUGGGCUGCUAAUCUGAAAGUAUCGGCGCUGGUUCGAUCUGAAUCACAGGCUACAAAAGUCAGGGAGUUGGGUGUAUCUCCAGAACUAUUCUCAAGCUUCGACGAGCUGGACAGACUGGAAGAGGUUGGUAAAGGCUUCGACAGUGUGCGGCGCCAAACUACGAACGCCGAUGUCCACUAUAUCCAGAUCUCCGGAACCUCAAACUUGAGCGAUCGCCCGUAUACAGAGGGGUAUAUUGAUACUCAUGUCUUCUCUGAUGAAGAGGAUAUUUACUCAUUUGAGAAAUAUCGCGAAUCCCGUGAAACAUACUUCCAGCGGAUUACCGACAUUGCCGUGAUUGAGGAGGGCGAGGCCGCUGGUGUGACUACUUACAUUGUAAUGGCACCUACAAUCUUUGGUCUUGGAAGUGGACCAUUCAAUCGCUUUUCCAUGCAGCUUCCUACCAUGAUCGCGGAUGCACUGCGUACAGGCAGCUGCAGUGUUGUUUCUGAGGGAGAUACUGUUUGGAACCACGUGCAUAUCGAGGAUUUGGCAGCCCUCCACCUGGUCUUGCUUCAGCACAUUUUCCGAGGCAUCAAGAUCCCCUCUGGUCGAAAGGGGAUCUAUUUCUGUGAAACAGGAGAGCACUCACACCUGGAGUUCUCGGAAUACCUGGCUAAGGCUGGCCAUAAGUUGGGCGUUUUCCCCUCUAGUAAGGUGGCGAAGAUUACUAUCCAGGAAGCAGGCGAGAAAUGGGUCUUUGGCAACACAUCUAGUGCUGAACUUGGCUUUGCGUCAAACUCUCGUACAAAGGCUGUCCUCGCUCGCAACUUGGGAUGGGCGCCGUCCCAUGCCGAUGAGUGGGAUAGCACGUUCAGUACUGAGCUGAAUGAAUUUAUCAAGAAUCCUCCCAGUGGACGAGAGAUCCCUAAGUAUCUGAAGAAAUAA
This is a messenger RNA of Aspergillus tubingensis, 1014 nucleotides long. RefSeq names its product NAD-dependent epimerase/dehydratase family protein. The record is from RefSeq and is a predicted model, not a curated record. The coding region runs from base 1 to 1014 and encodes 337 amino acids. The transcript has 4 exons. NCBI's taxonomy places the organism in Eukaryota, Fungi, Ascomycota, Eurotiomycetes, Eurotiales, Aspergillaceae.